AUGGAAUAAUAAAAAGAAACAUUAGGAGAAACUAAUGUAGGAAUUACUGCCUUUUUAACCUAAGGUAAACCUUUCAAGGGCAUUGUUAAGUAUAGAAUUUAAGAUUUUAUUGUAAAUGAGGUGACUUAAGAAAAAGAGACACUUUAUCCUUCUGAGAAGACAAUAUUUUAGAAAUAAAAUAAUUAGAAGAAAGAUUAAAGCAAUUAAGAGGCUCCUCAAGAAGAAAAAAAAUCAGAAUAUGAAAUUUCUGAUGAGCUUUCCUAGAAGAUAAAAGAAAUAUUCGGGUAGGAAAAAGGAGAAAAGAUGAUAAAGUUUUAUAAUGAUUUAGAAGCAGGCUUGAAGGCUAAAGAAAACGAAUUUAGUAUUUUAAUAGACUGCCCAGAUGAAAAGGAGGAGAGACUCAAAAUUCAUUAAUUUGUGAGAGAGGAGCUAAUUCAUAUGGACUCAUCCACUGAGGGAGAUAAUGCAAAAAAGUCUAUUAAAGUAUUUUUUACAAAAAACAAAGCAAAAAGAGGUAAAAUUGACCAAAAGGUUUACCAUUGCGUUUUAUUUAAAAAUGGCAUAGAUAACUUUACUGCCAUUCAAAACAUCAGCAAAUAUCUGAGAUUACCUCCAAAGAAUAUUAACGCUGCUGGUAUUAAAGACAAAAGAGGAAUCACUACUCAACUUAUAAGUAUUGCUAUGAGUAACACAUCAGCUGAGAUACUCAAUCAAAGAUUCCAAAAUUCAAGAUGGAACAAUAUGAAGGUCUAAAAUGUUAAAGAUGCUACUUCUCAACUUAGAACUGGUGAUUUGUACGGAAAUAGAUUUUCAUUAGCAAUUAGACUGGUUUCGUACGAAGAAUAAGAAGUCAUAAAAGCAGUUGAAGACCUUAAAAAAUUAGGGUUUAUCAAUUAUUUUGGUAUGUAACGUUUUGGCACAAAUAAUAGCAUUCAUACUCACGAAAUAGGUUUACUCAUCCUAAAAAGACAGUGGGAAUAAGUUUUUGAUUCAAUAGUCGGAUAAGAAACAAAUGAUAAAAGAGUAAAUGAAGCUAAAAAAGCUUUCUUAAAGGAUAAAACUUAAAUUAGAGAUGCUUUGAGAGACAUUCCCUUUAAAUACAAAAUAGAAAGAACAUUGUUGUAAGGUUACGAAAGAGUAGGUAUGAAAAAUAAUUUCCUAUAAGCCAUUUGCUUUUUAAACAGGAGCACUAGAAAUCUUUAUUGUCACGCUUAUUAGAGCUAUAUAUGGAAUCUACUUGCUUCUUAUAGAAUUCAGACAUUAGGUAACUAGCUUGUUAAGGGGGAUAUAGUAGCAAAAAAGAGAGAGAAUUUUUUGAUAGAUGUUGAAGCUGAAGUCGAAGAAGAAAAUGGCUAAGAGGAAGAGUAAGAAGAAGAAUCUAAAUAUUAAAGCAUUGGUGAUUAUGAAAUUGAAGUGAUAGACGACUCAAAUAUUGAUAAAUAUACUCUCUAUGAUGUUCUAAUUCCUAUUAUAGGAGGAAAACUCAAAAUACCUGAAAAUUUUAAUUUAAAUGCUUACCUCACCUCAAUUUUAGAAAAAGAUGGUCUUGAUUAACAAUUGUUUGAAAAAAUCUAAAAGGAAUUUUUUGUAGAAGGAGGUUAUAGAUUUUUAAUAUGUUAAGCUGAAGACGUUUAAUAUUCCAUUAAUAAAUACAAUGAGAAAAACUAGGACAUUCUCACUCCUUACUACAACGUUUAGCAAGAUCACUCAGAAGAAAAUGGUAAAUAUAGUGCCCUUUGUUUAAAGUUUACUCUUGCGAAAGGUUCAUAUGCAACUAUGCUAAUCAGAGAAUUAACGAAAAUGCCUUCUGAUUUUGACACCUAAAUGGGUUUAAAUAAAGAGUACUAACAAUUAGAAUGA
Tetrahymena thermophila SB210 is the source of this 1860-nucleotide messenger RNA. Its product is annotated as tRNA pseudouridine synthase D. Gene Ontology annotation, cellular component: nucleus. The transcript is spliced from 2 exons. Gene Ontology annotation, biological process: pseudouridine synthesis. The record is from RefSeq and is a predicted model, not a curated record. Lineage: Eukaryota; Ciliophora; Oligohymenophorea; Hymenostomatida; Tetrahymenidae. Gene Ontology annotation, molecular function: pseudouridine synthase activity; RNA binding.